Physeter macrocephalus (sperm whale) is the source of this 4500-nucleotide messenger RNA. RefSeq names its product ribonucleoprotein, PTB binding 2 (gene RAVER2). Gene Ontology annotation, cellular component: nucleus. Gene Ontology annotation, molecular function: mRNA binding. Lineage: Eukaryota; Metazoa; Chordata; Mammalia; Artiodactyla; Physeteridae. The transcript is spliced from 12 exons. The coding region runs from base 96 to 2168 and encodes 690 amino acids. The record is from RefSeq and is a predicted model, not a curated record.
GCCCGCCUCGCCCCCUCCCGGGCCUCCUCCGGCUCUCUCUCUCUCCCUUCCCCUCGAGCCUCGGAGGAGCCCGCAGCCGCGGGGCGCCCGGGAAGAUGGCGGCGGCGGCGGCGGUAGCCGGCGGCGAGGGGGGCGCGGGCGUGGGCGGCGCGGCGGGGCCCGAGCCGGGAUCGGGGCCGCGCGGGCCGGACCCCUCCGCCGAGGCGUGCAACGACGCCCGGGGCCCGGCGCCCGCUGCGCUGCACCCGGAGGAGGUCGCCGCGCGGCUGCAGCGGAUGCGCCGGGAGCUGAGCAACCGCAGGAAAAUCCUGGUGAAAAACCUGCCCCAGGACAGCAACUGCCAGGAAGUUCAUGAUUUAUUACAAGACUAUGAGUUAAAGUAUUGUUAUGUGGACAGAAAUAAGCGAACAGCUUUUGUUACCUUACUGAAUGGAGAACAAGCCCAGAAUGCAAUUCAGAUGUUUCAUCAAUAUUCAUUUCGAGGAAAAGACUUACUAGUCCAGCUCCAGCCAACAGAUGCUUUGCUAUGUAUUACCAACCUGCCCACUUCUUUUACGUUGGAAGAGUUUGAAGAACUUGUUCGUGCUUAUGGAAAUGUCGAGAGAUGUUUUCUGGUCUACAGUGAAGUUACUGGCCAUUCCAAAGGCUAUGGAUUUGUGGAAUACAUGAAAAAGGACUUUGCUGCAAAGGCUAGAUUGGAGCUACUGGGUAAACAGUUGGGAGCAUCAGCUGUCUUUGCACAGUGGAUGGAUGUUAAUCUCUUGGCCACAGAGCUCAUUCAUUCUAAGUGCCUUUGUAUAGAUAAACUCCCUAGUGACUACAGGGAUUCAGAGGAGCUGUUGCAGUUUUUUUCCAGUAUCCAUAAACCUGUGUUUUGCCAGCUUGCACAGGAUGAAGGUAGUUAUGUUGGUGGCUUUGCGGUGGUUGAAUAUAGCACUGCAGAGCACGCUGAAGAGGUUCAACAAGCAGCUGAUGGUAUGACCAUCAAGGGAAGCAAAGUUCAAGUUUCCUUCUGUGCCCCGGGAGCACCAGGGCGAAGUACAUUAGCGGCAUUGAUAGCAGCUCAACGCGUGAUGCACAGUAAUCAAAAGGGCUUACUUCCAGAGCCAAAUCCAGUGCAAAUUAUGAAAAGUUUAAACAACCCUGCCAUGUUACAAGUUCUUCUACAACCCCAGCUCUGCGGGCGAACUGUUAAACCAGCAGUUCUUGGAACACCUCACAGCUUGCCACAUCUGAUGAAUCCAUCCAUCUCCCCUGCAUUUUUACAUUUGAAUAAAGCACAUCAGAGCUCAUUUAUGGGUAAUACUUCUAAUUUAUUUCUUCAGAAUCUUUCUCAUGUACCACUGGCACAGCAACAAUUAAUGAAGUUUGAGAAUAUUCAUACUAAUAAUAAACCAGGCUUACUUGGAGAACCCCCAGCUAUGGUACUUCAAGCUGCAGUAGGGAUAGGGUCACCGCUUCCAUUGAAAACAGAGUUGGGCCAUCUUGGAGAAGCACAUAAAACAUCUAAUUUGAUUCCAACUCAAACAACUAUAACAGCUGGCAUGGGCAUGUUACCCUUCCUUCCAAAUCAGCACAUUGCUGGACAAGCUGGGCCAGGGCAUGGGAACUCUCAGGAGAAACAGCCAGCCUUGGUGGGGAUGGCAGAAGGAAAUUUCUCAGGGUCACAGGCUUAUCUUCAGAGCUUUCCAAACCUUACUGCUGGAGGCUUGCUCAUGGGACAUCAUAAACAACAACAAAGUCAGCCAAAAGGCCUGGAGAUAAGUUCAGGGGCUGCCUCUAAGAAUCAGACUUCACUCUUGGGAGAACCACCGAAAGAAAUUCGGCUCAGUAAAAAUCCAUACUUGAACUUAGCAAGUGUGUUGCCCAGUGUGUGCUUAUCAUCCCCUGCAAGUAAAAUCACUCUACAGAAGACUGGAAUUGCAAGCAACAUUCUGGAUGCAAUCUCUCAGGGAAAUGAAUCGCAACACCCAUUGGAGAAGUGCAUUGCUUAUUCUCAACCUUUUGGUGAUUAUGCACAGGUAUCAUCUUUAAGAAAUGAAAAGCGAGGCUCAUCAUAUCUCGUCUCUGCCCCAGAAGGUGGUUCAGUGGAAUUUGUUGACCAGCAUUCUCAGGGCACAGGAGCAUAUUACAUGGAAACCUACUUAAAAAAGAAGCGAGUAUACUGAGUUAAGUUCUCUCCUUAUAAACUCAUAAGGUUCUUUGCAGUAUCUCUGCUGUUCAUCGCUGCCUUAACUACAUUCAAACUAGCCAUAUCCUUUAAAUACGGGUUUAUAAUUUCCCAGAAGGAACUGUGUUGUGCAGCAGGCAGAAUUGCCAAAUUAAAAAAAUAAGUAGCAAUAAGAAGAGACAUCAAUUGAGGACACAGUCCGCUAGAAUUAGAUGCAUCUUAAUGUGAUAUUAACUUACAGUCCAUUGGAGAAAUUAACAUAUGUUCCAAUAUUCCUUGUUUAGGACUGGGAAUAAUUUUGACACCACAUAUAAAAGUUUGAAGCAAUAAAUGGGAAACAUUCUUGUUUCCUGGGCCUUAGAAUAAAUUUCUUAUAAGCCAGUGUGCAUUUCAGUUUAUCGAUACUUCCCCUAGAAGUAAUCUCAUUUCAGAUUUUUAGAAUUUUUCCUAGAAUUACAAGAAUGCAAGUACACAAUGCAGUGAUUGGUAAUGUUAUAAAGAUGCUCUACAUACAAACAAUUAUUACCCCCACACCAGUCAUACAGUAUAAAACUCAAACACAGAGUGACAGUGACAUCCAAGGUAUACACUACUACAGAUGCUUUACUCUUAAUAUAUUAUUUACCAUUUAUACCUCUUGUGAAAAACACAAGGUGUUUUUUUUUUUUUUUUUUUGAAGUAGCUUUGCUGAUCUAAUUUCAGGGACUGGCAAACUACUCCCUGCAGUCAAAAAACAGUCCUCCAGCUGUUUUUGUACUGCCUGCAAGCUAAGAAUGAUGUUUACAUUUUUAAAUGUUUGGAGGAAAAAAAAUGUAUGACUUGAAAUUCAAAUUUCAGUGUCCAUACAUAAAAUUUUAUUGGAACACAACCAUGCUCAUUCACUUACAUAUCAUGUAUGGCUAACUUCUGUGCUACAAUGGCAGAGCUGAGUGGCUGCAAAGCCUAAAAUAUUUACUAUCUAUCUGGCCCUUUAUAAAGUUCGAAGACUCCUGAUCUAAUACCAUUAAUUCCCUAAUCCUUUUAUUUCACACCUACAAAAAGACCUUUAACUUUUACAACAGAUUUGUAAGUGGCAGGGAACAUAGGUUUCUGUGUCUUAAUUUCAUAGCAUAGUGAGGAUUCAUUUACUAGAACAGGGCACAUUUUGGUCAUCAGAUGCCCUAUUUCCACAAUAUAGUAAAGCAGUCAAUUCUGCCCUUUCUGAGGGAGUGUUAUGGAGUAACAGUAUUUAUAACCAUUUUGAGAUAAUAAGCUAUACCUCACUCUCUGCUUUGUCUAUUAGUCUUCUUUUGCAGUGUGUUAGGCUGAAAAAUUAUCAGCUAUUUCACCCAAUUUACUUUUGAAAGAAUUGUGUUUAUUGCAUAUAACUUUUGAAUCACCAUUUCCUGAAGACCUUGGUAUUAAAUGCAUGAGAAACCCUUUUGCUAUCUAGAAAUUUCUAAGUUUGUUCUUUGUUAUGAGACAUUAAUUGAUGAUGUGGAGUUUAGGGGUCUCAGUGAUCCUAGUCUUUUGAAAUAAGAUCAUUAAAUAUCUUAUAUUUAGGGGACUUACUGACUAUGAUAGAAGAUCUCUCUCCUGUUUUAAUUAUGAAGUUUAAAAUUGGUACACAUGUAUGAAUGAUUUAUAAAGAAUUUUACUUGGUCUAAUGUAUUGCCUAUAUUAACUUCUAUUGGCAAAUGACAGCUAGAAAGUUAAAAAUUAUUAGAUAAUUUCUAAUAAGUAUACUACCUAUAAAUAACUGAUCAGGAUAGGCAUCACUCAAUUCUGACUCAGCAGAUGAAUAAUGGGUUCUCCAUGCUCUGCACUUCUUCCCAUUUUCUUCCUGUUGCAUUGAGCUUCUUCAGUGCUUUGUCAGUCACACCUCUAUGACAGUACAAAUAGAAGAAAGGGAAGAUGGUGAAUUUUAAAAAUGUAAGCAGGAAGAGGUUGAAAGGACUAAAAGGUAUUUUGGGUUAGCAAAAUGUACAGAUGGUCUACCAUCUGUACUGGCCUGUGCCCCAUUAUUGUUGGGACACAACAGAUAAGUACAAAUCAAGUGGUGUGGUGUUAGUAAUAAGGACCAUUACCAAUGCUCUCCCCACCCCCAGCCUAUACUGUUAUUUUUCUAUGUAAACAAAUUGUUUGAAAUGCUUUGAAAAUGAACUCUUAAUAUUAAAAGGCACAUGCAUGUGAAGUCUCUAGUAUAUUUAUUUGUAUAAAGAGUAAACAAAGUGCAUGUAGGGUGGCCACAGGUUGACAUAGACCUUGGUGAUGUAGGGUUACUGGACAAAUUUGAAUGGCUGUUGCCAUUGAAUCAAUACACAACUCUUUUUCAGGCUCAAAGGUGAAAA